AUCAUUGAAAUCACAAAAUCGAAAGGGAAAAAAAAGGGAAUAUUGAAGGCCCCAAACGCCACAAAUUCUUGAAACAGAAUGAGAAGACAGAGAUAUGAGAGCUGCUUCCGUUUCCUCUGCUCUACCCCCCGCUGCUUCCGCCUCCGUCUCCGCCAAUUCCCAGCGCAAAAUCCACCGCAGCUUCACUUUCAACAAUUCUCAUCAUCACCAUCAACACCCCUUUCUGCUCAAAGUUACAAAUGAAAGCAGGACCGACUUAUCUACUGAACCUAAGGACGAGAGAUUGGAAAGCGAUAAGAUCAUUGACGGGAUGGACUUCGGUGAGCUUUGCAACGAGUUUGAAUGCGUUAGUAGUCCCUUGGUGGAAUCUACGGCAAGACAACUCCUACGUGACAUUCUAGAGCUACGGGAAGGAAAUCGUGCACUAGGGACGUAUGCGGUUUCUGUCAAAUACAAGGAUCCGAUCCGAAGUUUCACAGGUCGUGAGAAGUACAAGAGACUGCCCUGGAUAACAGGUGCUCUAACAAAUCCCACCGUGAGAGUGCAAGAAAUGUUGAUGUUGUCGACGAGUGUACUCGGUAUCAAAUGGACGGUACAGGGGAAACCAAAGUCUUUCGUCGCCGGCAUAGGUGGUGAUCUGAUAAUGAGAGUUAACUCACGGUUCACUUUGAACCAGAUUAGUGGGCAGGUGAUUGAGCAUGAAGAGGCGUGGGACUUAUCAUCUUCUUCGGUUGUUACUCAAGCAUUUUUCUGGACGUCCCGUCGUCUAUUUGCCACCAUCGAGGCUGCAAAGGACCUGGCUGAUGGAGCCAAGGACUUGUCGUCUCGUUUUUCAACUAAGCAAGAGAACCCGGAGGUUUACCCAGACCCUUCCGGUGAUCCAACUAAGUUCUUUCAAAGGGACGAUGGAUUCCAAAGAGAUGUAUACCAAAUUGCAUUGUUUCUGGCAGUCUUCUAUUUUGUUGUACAGUUCCUGAGGAUAACCCUUUAGAACUUACUAUUUUUCCUGCGUCCUUGUUCUGCUUAUUACUACUGUAAUUAGCUGCCUUUUGUAUUGUC
Molecule: messenger RNA, 1059 nt
Organism: Hibiscus syriacus
Lineage: Eukaryota; Viridiplantae; Streptophyta; Magnoliopsida; Malvales; Malvaceae
Exons: 5
Coding region: 95-991 (298 amino acids)
Cellular component (GO): chloroplast
Source: RefSeq, a predicted model, not a curated record